AUGUCUCAGGGAAAGCGACUCCUUUCGAGAAAAGUUGUUGCUUCUGACAUAAGUAAUAAUGAUAAGAGCCAUUCUCACCUCACUAGUUGCCCAGUGGGCGAUUUCGAAUUUCAAUUAGAGCAGACCUAUCGCGGCAAAGCGCGACACUUCAGCACUUCCAAGAUGGCGCAGAUCGCUCCAUCAUCUGAGCAACCGACAAGUGGUAAAAAGAGAUGGAAGCGACUAUACAGAGAGCUUCGAAAGGUGAAAUCAGCCAAAGAUUUGGUAAUUUUCCUAAGGCACGCGUUCGGAUGUGUUCAGUGUUCAUUAGUUGCAGCUGUUUUGCUGGCCGUACUCAACAUUAUCCCAACUGCUAUGAUAGUAAUCGGAGCAUUGAAUUUAAAGGAGUGCCGAGUAAACCCGAACAUACCAGUUUGGUUGAUCGUCGACGGUACUGUGGCACUGGCUAGCAUUCCAAUUAGCCUCAUUUUUAGCUUGUUCUCGGGCAAACGGCCAUGGCUCUUCAUAGCAAUUUUUGGCACGUUACUCAGUGUAUUUUUCGUGGUAUGGUUCAUUGUGGGCUCUGUAUGGGUAUACUCGAAGUUCAGCUUUGUCAGCUACGACGAUCCAGAUGUGGAAGACUAUUGUGACAAAACAACUUACUUGUUUGCAUUCAUCUACUUGACAGUCAUCUAUUCGCUUAUAGGACUCAAAAAACAAAUGUCGGAUCUCAACCGCUCAGCGUCAUCUAGAUGCUCCUGA
Molecule: messenger RNA, 741 nt
Organism: Cylicocyclus nassatus
Lineage: Eukaryota; Metazoa; Nematoda; Chromadorea; Rhabditida; Strongylidae
Source: the annotation of a GenBank genome assembly